GCUGCUGCUCACUAAUAUACUUUUCCCAGACGAGAUUGAAGAUUCUAAUCUAUUCGUUCUAUCAUUGACCAGUUCUUCGUGGCUCUUCACUAGUGUGCAUAGGCAAUAGUGCGCCGUUCGUUGAAAAUGGUUAAAAUUUAUCUGGUUAUCUUUUUUGUGAUCUUAGUAGCUGCAGAGGAACGAAGUUGUCCGAAUUUCAAAACCAGAAACAACUGGGAAGCCAAGGACCCUACGACUGUUGAAUAUCAAACUUUUCCGGUGCCAAUUGUGAUAAUUCAUCACACAGCAUCCCCAAACUGUAGCACAUUCAGAGAAUGCGCAACACGAGUUAAAAAUAUUCAACAUUAUCAUCAAGUCACAAAAAAAUAUCCAGACAUUUCCUAUAACUUUCUUGUAGGAGGCGAUGGGAAUGUCUACGAAGCUGUAGGAUGGCAUAAGGUCGGAACCCAUACUGUAGGAUAUAAUAAUCGAUCGAUCGCAAUCGCUUUUAUUGGCAACUUUAAUGAUGAACUUCCAGUUCCAGAAGCACUGCAGGCUGCAAAGGAUUUAAUCCAAUGUGGUGUGGAGCUGGGUGAAAUCAAAAAAGCCUACAAAUUGUUCGGUGCCAGACAGCUUGUAAAGACGCAGAGCCCUGGACUGACUCUUAACGCUGAAAUCCAAGAAUGGGAUAACUGGAAUCCAAGGCCAUAGCAGCUGAAAUAAAAAUAGUGAUUAUAAAACUUGUAUUUCCGUUAAAAUGUUUUUUAAAUACCUUUGAGUCCUCAGAUUGUGGCAGUCA
Messenger RNA from Hermetia illucens (black soldier fly), 778 nucleotides. Its product is annotated as peptidoglycan-recognition protein 1-like. Gene Ontology annotation, biological process: peptidoglycan catabolic process; innate immune response. Lineage: Eukaryota; Metazoa; Arthropoda; Insecta; Diptera; Stratiomyidae. The transcript is spliced from 4 exons. The record is from RefSeq and is a predicted model, not a curated record. Bases 127 to 690 code for a protein of 187 amino acids. Gene Ontology annotation, molecular function: zinc ion binding; peptidoglycan binding; N-acetylmuramoyl-L-alanine amidase activity.